Thecamonas trahens ATCC 50062 is the source of this 2598-nucleotide messenger RNA. RefSeq lists its product as uncharacterized. The transcript has 2 exons. The record is from RefSeq and is a predicted model, not a curated record. The coding region runs from base 1 to 2598 and encodes 865 amino acids. NCBI's taxonomy places the organism in Eukaryota, Apusomonadida, Apusomonadidae.
AUGAGUCCGAGUCCGAGUCCGAGUACGGGCCAGAGGUCGGACGCGGACUCGGGCUCGGCCCCUGACUCGGACUCGGGCUCGGUCUUGUCGACAGAGUGGCUGACCAAGCGGUUUGUGGCGGGGGCUAAGAAGGCGGCGGCAGGGCAUGGUGGUGUGUUUAUUCUUCCCAUCGGGGAGCCGGAUGGUCCGGCGGCGCAUGGCGAUCUCAACUCGUUCCGGACAUGCAUCGAGCUGGCAAGGGCUUGGUGCAGAGAGACGCCUGCGCUGUGCGAGCCGUACACUACAGACUGGCUGGUUCACAAGAAUCUGGUCAAGAUAGAUCGUCGGACGCUGAGCAUUGCGUAUGUGGUCGAGAUUGACGCAUCGCAGCACUCGCCACAAGCCCUGGCCGCUACCGUCGAUGCGCUCUACGCGCUCGGCUCAUCAGAGACCCUCAUCGGCGGCUUGCAAGUCGCGUCGGUCUUUGUCACCCUCCGCCGCGACGCCACGGUCAACGUGCCGAAGAAGACCGUGAUCGGCAGGUGCUUUGUUGAGGCGACGCUGACGCUGACCGAACCAGGCGACGUUGUCCGUGGCUUGCCAGCCAUGCGGCUCCCGGGACUGGUCUCGUUCCGCAUCAACCAGGGUAGCCUCGACCUGGCUGCGCAUCUUGCCUCCGCCGGCGUUCUCCCUGCCGAACUUGUUGCGUUUGGCGCAGCCACGGCCGACCAGGCCCGGCUUCUCAUCGAGACGCUCUUCUCGCGAACUGUGGCGUUGCCGUACACGGCGCUGGUUCUCGACGAGACCGUGGGGAUGCCAGUGGCGAGCGACACGGCGUGGGCGGUGCUCUACGAGCGCUACGCCAAGUUCCUCGCAUGGGACCGGAUGCUUGUGGCGCGGAUGCGCCGGCCGACCGCCGCCUUUACCUCCGACUCGGAGCACUACCCGGUCGACGCGCUGUACUACCUCGACCCCGAGUAUGAGCAUAACCGGUACGGCGGUGAUCCGGACCGGCGCGUCAACCACCACUACGCGGCCUGGCACCCGGACGAGGCACCCGAGGCCGCCUUGGGCUGCACUCUCCGGCGUGACGCGCAGUACGACGUGGUGCGGGUGAUGGGCGCAGCUCAGUCGGCGGCCCGCGUGCCGCAAGCCGACGACCCGCCGGUCUGCCUGUGGAGCGACCCGGACUGGAUCGAGAUGAAUGGAACGUGCCAGUCGAUUCUCCUACCCGGCCCGGCGUGCUUCUCAUACUCGGGCGCGGUGGCCACGCUCUACGUUGGGUCGGAGGAGGCCGCCGCCGUCGCCGACUACUACCUGGAGAAGCAGACGCCGCGCAAUCUGUUUGAUUUUGCGCUCCCUGUGAGGCGCUGGUACGUCGAGGUCUCGCCCGAAGUCCUCGCGCGCGGCAGCGCGGUGAGCUCCACCUCGCUCCUCGACAUCCACAACGGGGUGGUGACCUCGCCAUACCACGCCAUCCUCGACGGUUACUUUCCGAUGUGGCUCACUGCAGUCCGUCUUGGCCUCGUCGACGUGGCCCACGGCGAGUUUGUGGGCGACGAGUCUGCGGCCGACUCGAUCCUGCACAUCGAAAUGUGGAACAACUUUGAGGCCGGCGGCGGUGGCUCGAUGCUGCCGGCCACCGACUCACCGGACAAGCAUGGCGACGCUGCGGCCUACGAGCGCAAGUACCGCAAGUCUGUUUUCCCGGCGGCGCCGUUCGGCGGCCUUACCGAGCCGAUCUGGGACUUUGUCCUCGGCCGCGGGCGGUCGGUCGGCUCGGUUCCGGGCGUGCUCGUUGACGGCGUGCCGCGGUACCCGGAGCGGUUGGUGUGCGGGCAAAAGUCGCUGGUGGUCAACUGGGGCGGGGCGCACACCUCGUUUGGCCUUUACGACCACCGGCACGACAACUACGAGAACAACCACGCGUGCGCAGCGACGUGCCCGCCGCGGACGUCACUCCACCGCUGCCGCAACCUCGCGCAGUUCCGCCACUGGUCCAUGAUGCGGGCCGGUGUCGACCCGGGCCGGCUCGCGCCGUGGGCGACGCCGAGUAAGCUCCGCGUCCGAGUCGCCGAGCGGACGUGCGCCAAGUCGCCGAACCGGUGCUUUGCCGGGUCCGCGCAGGGCUUUGUCGACGCGCUGCGAAAGGUGCUCGAGCCCGAGUUUGGCAUCACCGAUGUCGCCGUCAUCGACUUUGGCUCGGGCGACAUUGCUGGCUUCUCGGACGCCAUUCGCAUCGGGAGCGAGAUCGACGUUCUCGUCGGUGUCUCGGGCGCCGCGCUUCUCAACCAGAUCUGGGGUCCAACCAACGGGCUCACCUGGGAGAUGACGGUCGAGCAGCCGCCGGACGAGGUCGGGCAGCACUACUUUUUCAACUGGCACCUGACGCCCGGCAAGUGCCUUGGCCGGCGGCACUCGAACCGCUUCUACAAGGCUGCCAUGGUCUCCUCGCUCGACCUGGACCAGCUCGCCGCCCACGUUGCGUCGGAAGUCCGGGCUCAAAUCGACCGCGAGCUCUCGCCGCUGCAUCGGCCCGAGUACGGCGGCGUGGCCAAGAUCGAGUUUAGUCGAGAGGGUGAUUUAUAUGGCACGCCGCUGCGGACGUGGCAGAUUUGA